Molecule: messenger RNA, 1416 nt
Organism: Porites lobata
Lineage: Eukaryota; Metazoa; Cnidaria; Anthozoa; Scleractinia; Poritidae
Source: the annotation of a GenBank genome assembly
AUGUUUCUACAACAAUUUCAAAUGACAAAGGGACACUACGAAAAAGACAUGUUUAGUCACACUGGCACAGUGCUUUCAUGUGACCACACGUUCAGAACCAGUAAACCCAUUGGUGUCACUCGCGAGGAUGGCAAGUUUGUCAAACAAUUUGAAAACAUGUUUCUUGCACUAAAUAAAUAUGGAGAAGUCUUGACAUGGCGAUUUACAAAGUCAACAUCAUCUUUGGAAAUCGAGGACAUACUAAAAGAGUUAAAAAUCAGAUUUGACAAAGCAGGGAUUACAUUAAAAAUGGUUGUAGUGGACGAUUGUUGUCAUGUUCCAAACUUGUACGAGCGAAUUUUUCCGGGAGUGAAGGUCAAACUUGAUUUAUUUCAUGCAUGCAUGAGAAUAGUACAAACCUUUCCCAAGAGUGACAGUCAGCAUAAAAAAUUUUCAGGUGAGGUGUCUAUGAUUUUCUGCCGGGAUGAUGAUCUCAACGACGAACGUUCAAUGAGUACGCCGUGUCCGGAAGAAAUUGAGGUUAACAUCGAAAGGCUACUCUUGGUAUGGCAAGAAAAGUUAAACGGAGAAACUAUGCAUCAAAUAGACAAUCUGAGCAAACAUGUGCGAAAGGGCUGUCUUUUGGAUAUUCCCGAAGGAUGUGGCAGAGAGAUGAAUGAAAGACUUCACAGGCACCUCAACAGAUCUCUUCUGUGUGGAGUCUCAAAAAUUGGACCUGAACUAGCAAUAGCAGUGAUGACGUGUGCAUUAUAUGCAUGGAACUGCAAACGUAUAGGAAAAAGCAUACACAAUAAAAGAACAACUCCAGUCGUACCAGUCGAGACCCUUAAACUGGACAACAAUCCUACACCUCUACACACAGCAUCCUACACACAGCAACAUAUGAAACCAACGUCAGCAUGGUCAACAUCAGCAGUGACAGAAAAACGCUGUUGCAGUGUAAUCAUUCCAUCAGUUCAAGUACCUGGUGGGUCCACAAAAACAGUAGAAGGUAUCAAAACGGAAACAGUACUAAACCAUAUAAUACAGAGAGUGUUAUACUUACAAGAUUUCUUCACUUCGAUCAAAGAAAGAUAUAAAAACAAAUCAUUGGAUCUGAUAGCCUUUCUGUGGUCAACAGGUGCGACAAAGGGUGAUCUUAUCGAGGGUGAAUCAAAACUGAAUGUCAUGGGAAUCGAUCUGACUCCCCAACAUAGCGAUAACUUAGCAAGAAAUCUCGCUGGUCUUAACCUUACGGUGGAUAAAGUCAUAAGAGACGGGAACUGUUUUUUCAGGGCAGUCGCGAGACAGCUCGGGAAAUAUCUAAUAUUGCACAGUGAACAGAUGAAAGGACAUUACACUUCUCUUGGAUUAGGGAAAAGUGAGAAGGAAGACUGUGAAAAACUUAGAACACUCUUCGUCGGAGAAGUAUCUUAA